Thunnus maccoyii (southern bluefin tuna) is the source of this 2486-nucleotide messenger RNA. Its product is annotated as interferon-inducible GTPase 5-like. The record is from RefSeq and is a predicted model, not a curated record. Gene Ontology annotation, molecular function: GTP binding; GTPase activity. The transcript is spliced from 3 exons. Bases 115 to 1311 code for a protein of 398 amino acids. Gene Ontology annotation, cellular component: membrane. NCBI's taxonomy places the organism in Eukaryota, Metazoa, Chordata, Actinopteri, Scombriformes, Scombridae.
UCAUGACUGUCUACAGGGCUUAACUCUGUACUGUGAAACUGUCCAGCACUGUAAUAGGAUUUAAACUUUUCUUGUCUUGAAUAGUAACGUUCAAAGUACCUCAUACGGAUCACUAUGGAUGAUCCAUUUGAUUCAUAUCCAGAAAUUGAAGAAAUUAAAGAAGAGCUGCUAAACAAUGGCCCUGCUGCAGCAGCUGAAAAGGCUCAAGAACACUUGAAAAAACUAAACAACAUUCCACUAAAUAUUGGCAUCACAGGAGAGUCUGGUUCUGGUAAAUCUACCUUUGUGAAUGCCUUCAGAGGCAUAGACAACAGGGAUGAGAGAGCCGCCCCUACUGGUUCUGUAGAGACCACCUUAGAGGUUAUACCUUACCACCAUCCAAACUAUCCCAAUGUUACAUUAUGGGAUCUCCCUGGUAUUGGCACCACCAACUUUCCUGCUUACAAGUACCUGGAGCAUGUUGAAUUUGAGAAGUUUGACUUCUUCAUCAUCAUCUCUGACACUCGCUUCAGAGAAAAUGAUGUGAAGCUCGCUCAGGAGAUUCAGAAGAUGAGGAAAAAGUUCUACUUUGUUCGCUCAAAGAUUGACCAUAACUUACGGGAUGAAGAAAGAAGUCAGAGGGAGUUCAAUGCAGAAAGGACUCUGGCACAAAUCAGGGAAAACUGCAUUCAAGGUCUUCAAAAACAAGGUGUUGAUGCUCCACAGGUCUUCCUGGUGUCCAGCUUUGAUCUCCACCUGUAUGAUUUCCAUCUGUUAGAGGAGACCUUAGAGAGAGAACUUCCUGCACACAAGAGGAAUGCUCUGCUGUUGGCCAUGCCCAAUGUCAACCUAGAGAUCAUCAACAAGAAGAAAGAGGCUUUACAGGCCAAAAUAAAAUAUCUUGCAUGUAUGUCUGCACUUAUAGCAUCUGCACCAGUUCCUGGGCUCUCUGUUGCUAUUGAUCUGACCUGUCUGGUUAAUGCUGUCAUAGAAUACCAAGUUACUUUUGGUCUUGAUAGUGGGUCAUUGCAGAAACUUGCUCUUAGUGCACGUGUGCCUGUGGAUGAUCUUAAAGCAGUGAUGAAAUCACCACUGGCUGGUAAAGAAAUAACCAAAGAGCUUAUCAUUAAGCUAUUGUCUUUGUCUGUAAGUGGAGCUGCAUUAAUGGCAGCAGAAGAAGGAUCCAGAUUCAUUCCAAUAUUUGGAAUCCCAGCUGCAAUGGCCCUCUCUUUUGCCUCCACCUACAACAGUCUGAAUACUUUCCUCAACAUGCUCGCUGACGAUGCACAGAGAGUAUUUAAGAAGGCCCUGGGUUUGAACACCUCGGUGUGAUAUCAUAUGGUGAAUGGAAAUAUGGCAUUUAAUGGCACAUAAGUUUUAUAUCCUAGCUGCGCAUUUUCAGUCUAUCAAAUGGCCUCCAUGCAGGUCUAAUUUACUCUAAUUAAUACAAACAUUAUUGACAGUCAACUUGUUGCAGCUUAGUACAUUGGAACUUUCAACAUUUCAACAUUUCAAAUAGGGAUUUUUAUCUUAUUUUCCAUAUAUAAAACCGUGUAUACUGCAAAAGAGCCUAUGAAAUAUUUGAUUGCUUUGCUCUUUGAAUUAUUUUUGUGAUGCAUUGUUGUUUUUGUUGUUAGUAACACUGAUGAGAAGAAGAAUAUUAAAAUUUGUAUCAAUGCUAAUAUUAAUAAUCAUAUUCAGCAGGCUAUUAACUGUAUCUUUAUGAAUAAUAAACCCUUGUGGUCUGUGGAUUUGAUGUUGUGAUGAGUUUUCACUUCCUCUCAGUGGCCACAUUGUGGAACUGCAACACAACGUCAAUUAACAGAAGAUACACAGAUAUUAGAGACAAAUCUGUGAUUUGUGAGUUUGGGUUUUAUCAAUAAAAUUGACUAUAAGUACUGAAUGCAAAACAUAGUUUGGUAAUCUUUCUGCAUUUUCUGAUAGAGUGUAAAACAGGAAGUGUGGUGUUUGCCAACUAUUUACAUCAUGUUUUUGAAAUAAAUAUCUUUGGGUUUUCAAAUAAAAUUCUUCAUUAGAAUGAGCUGAGAUUGGCUGUGUUGUCAUUAUAUGAAACUCUUUAUAAUAUUGUAUUGUAUAUAUUAUACUAUAUUAUUAAACUGGGCCAAGAGGGCGCUGUUGCAACCUGCAGCAGGUGUGUUUGUGUCUGUCAUGCGUUUUUGUCAUCUAAACACAUUAAUAAUGUAUGUUGUUGUGAAUAUAAUAUAAUAUAAUAUAUGUAAUAAUAUAUGUAAACAUAAUUGUGUCAGCAUUCAUAAUAAACACAUAAUUAUCAAAGAUUAUGAACACCUGUCCCAUGUAAUGCUAUUUACACAUGCCAUGUGUUGAUGUCAUGAUGAGCUGGCUAUCUAUCUUUCUGUCUGUCUGUCUGUCUGUCUGUCUGUUUGUAUGUAUGCAUUUAUAAUAAUGUUGGCGUCAUUGGGUUUCAUGUUGUGAUGAGUUUUCACUGCCUCCCAGUGGCCACAGUGGUGAACUACAACACAACAUCA